AUGAAAUUCUGCAGCAAUUGCGGCGCUACGCUGACCUUCACCAUCCCGCCUGGCGACAACCGCGAACGGCAUGUCUGUAACGACUGCGACACCAUUCACUAUGUUAAUCCGCGCAUCAUCACGGGUUGUUUACCGGUCUGGGACGACCGGGUUCUGCUGUGCCUGCGGGCAAUUGACCCGCGCAAAGGUUACUGGACCCUGCCUGCAGGAUUUUUAGAAAACGGGGAAACCAUUGCCGCCGGUGCAGCCCGCGAAACCGAAGAGGAAGCCAAUGCCCGCGUCGCCGACUUAGAGCUUUAUACGGUUUUCAGCCUGCCUCACAUAUCCCAGGCCUAUAUGUUCUAUCGGGCGCAGUUGAGCGACCUGGAUUUCAGCAGCGGUGAAGAAAGCCUUGAUGUGCGCCUGUUCAAAGAGCAUGAAAUUCCCUGGGACAAUCUGGCCUUUCCCGUCAUCACCAAGUCUCUGCAGUACUACUUUGAAGAUCGGAAGAGCGGACAAUUUCAAAUUCGCUCAGAAGCGAUGGAAUUCAAACGACGCUAG
This is a messenger RNA of Symbiodinium necroappetens, 540 nucleotides long. NCBI's taxonomy places the organism in Eukaryota, Dinophyceae, Suessiales, Symbiodiniaceae. The record is from the annotation of a GenBank genome assembly.